AUCAGCGCAAGCAUGUAUUCUUUAGAAUGUGAAGAAAGUUAAUCCAUCAUCCAUUGUCAAUUUUUUACUCUUCUGCCGUUAACAGUCUUCCCAUAAGUAACCGAUUUUUACUUUGGGGUGGGAGGUUUGGAAUGUUGUUUCUAACAAUAAUAAUAAAAAAAAAAAAAAGAGUUGUAGGGUGAAAAAUAAUAUGGCGUUUUUGAAAAUUAAAAUAUUAAAGGAUUUAUAAAAAAAAUUGUCAUUUUCCUUUUUACUCACUCAACCGCCUAAAUGAGCGUCCACCGCAGGUUGUCAAACUAUUGACACCCAACCACCUAAGCCAACCGUCUUGCUGAGGAUUUUCCAUUUUUGCAACCUUGUUGAACCCAUUAUUUUCGAUCUUCCUCUCUGAGUUUGUUUCACCACCCCAAGUUUAUAUCUUCUUUUUUGGUUUCAUUACUCCCUUAUCUUUUGUUCUUCAAUCAGUUUAUAUUACCAGUCCCAGAUAUUUAGUGAUCAUCAUGGAUCCCUCAGAACUUCGACGUAUUUUUCAAAUGUUUGACCGCAAUGGCGAUGGACGGAUCACGAAGAAGGAGCUGAAAGACUCGUUAGAGAACUUGGGCAUCUUCAUUGCAGAAACAGAUAUGAUCCAAAUGAUCGAGAAGAUAGACGUGAACGGCGACGGGUACGUGGAUAUCGAUGAGUUCGGAGCAUUGUACGAGACGAUAAUGGGCGACAGGGACGAGGAUGAGGAUGAUGACAUGAAGGAAGCAUUCAACGUGUUCGACCAGAACGGAGACGGGUAUAUAACGGAGGAAGAGCUGAGAUCGGUGCUGGCAUCGUUGGGGCUGAAGCAAGGGAGAACCAUAGAAGAAUGCAGGAAGAUGAUCGAGAAGGUGGAUAUUGAUGGAGAUGGGAUGGUCAACUUCAAGGAGUUUAAGCAGAUGAUGAAAGGUGGUGGCUUUGCUGCCCUUACUUAAAAAGAUCAUCAUGUAGAGGCUUUCCUUUUUUCCUUUUGAUUUGAGAAAUAUACAGCGUUUGAAGUAGUACUACGUACGAAGAGGAGGAACCUUCGUUAUUAUUCUAUUGGGAGUCCUCUUGUAUUAUUUUUCUGAAAGAAUACAACAUGCUUCUUCUUUC
This is a messenger RNA of Carya illinoinensis, 1119 nucleotides long. RefSeq names its product calmodulin-like protein 3. The record is from RefSeq and is a predicted model, not a curated record. The coding region runs from base 501 to 959 and encodes 152 amino acids. Gene Ontology annotation, molecular function: calcium ion binding. NCBI's taxonomy places the organism in Eukaryota, Viridiplantae, Streptophyta, Magnoliopsida, Fagales, Juglandaceae. The transcript has a single exon.